This is a messenger RNA of Pocillopora meandrina, 1810 nucleotides long. Lineage: Eukaryota; Metazoa; Cnidaria; Anthozoa; Scleractinia; Pocilloporidae. The record is from the annotation of a GenBank genome assembly.
CGGAACGACUUUUCCGAUCCUCAAGGUGGAAAAGGAAUAUGCGACCGCCAAGCAGCGACUAUUAAAGGAGACAUUGGAAGAUAUGUAAACGAGGGCAGUGAUGUGACAACAGCAAUUCAGCUCAACAGACAAUUCAGUCUGGUCCAGGAUCUUGCGCUAAGGCUAGUUACGUUACAUUCAACCCGUCAAGCACUCGGCACGUCAAAUGGGAUGGUGUAAGCUUACUCAACAACUUCAAGUAUAAGGAGAACGGAAUACGAGCGUGGAGGGCAUUUAAUGUGGGUCCUGGAAAGUUGCUACCGUGGUCUCAGUUUGAAGGAGUUUUGCAGGUCCUUUUUAAAUGUCGUAAAAAUGACAGUGCACAUUAUUUAUUCUUCGGUGCCCUCUUUGGAAAAUUCUUAGUAUUUUUCAUCGAAUAUUGUCAAAAUUAAACUUUAUUUUCUCUAUCAAUGACAGACUGUAGUGUUGUUUGACAAGCGCAAUCAAUAAAACAUGCAAGUCGCAAAACUCAUAGUGUUUUUAAUAGUCGCAUUGGACAACAGAAUGAAGAGGAUACAAAACUCAUUGGAGACAGUUCCUGCUUGGUAGUACUUUUUUUAGUUGUUAUUUACCUGAGCCCAUAGGGACGAGCUAUUUUGAAAGGUCAAAUAUCUUCAUGGAUUGGAAAAAUAUAUUCCUAUUCCAGUGCGGCUACUUUUCACAGCUCUUGCUGAGUGACCCGAAACAACUUCCUGUAUGGUGCAAAAAUUAAUACUUUUGAACAUGAUGUAUUACUCAGUAAGUGACACAGGCAUAAUCGGAAAAAAAUCCGAGUGCUUCAUGAGACAAACAUCCUGCAUACUGCUAGGAUUGGAAUGUCAUGUGUGGCAUACGCGCAAUGGAAUAAAUGUGAUGGAAUAUUUUUAAGCCUGGUGAAUAAAUGAGAAUGAUGUAUUAUUCAGUAAGUGACACAGGCGUACUCGGUAAAAAAGAAAUCCGAGUGCUCUCGGCCAUCAGGAGUCGAAACUAUCGACAUCGUGUCAGGUUAUGCUUAAAUGACACGAUGAGACGGUACGGGUAGUCAUCUCCAAUAAACUCGUUGGCUUUUAAAAACACGCAAUCUUGCUGAAAUCAAUUCUGGUUCAAGUCCGGAGAGUUUUUUAGGACUUCGUGCGAUGUUUUAUAUCCUUGUUACUCAGCGUGAGCAGUGUGACGAAAGCUGAGUAAGGGUAGAAAUAAGCCAUUGGAAGUUACUUAGCAAGUGCGUUCGUCUGCGCAGCAAAUCCCACCGACAAUAUUCAAGAACGAGCAAGACGUCGUUGUUAUGUAUGUCUAUUAACUUCGCCAACAACAUACUCUGGUUAUAUGGUUAAGUAGAUUUGUUUAUUUAGAGAACGAUGCAAUAUUUUCUUUUCGUGGAAACAGUUACUUCCGAUUGGUUUUCGACGGCACAAAACUUCUCAUACUAAAUAAAAUCAAUUCUAACUGAGCUAGAAUUACUAUUAAGGUUUUCUUUUUUUUCUCAGCAAGUUAACUGGGAAACCUGGCACAUCUUUGAGUAAGAUAUUUUAAAAAUACGACUUAUUUAAAAUCAACGGAUGUAAAUAUCUGUUUGUUACUCUACUAAUUGUAGCUAAGUCGCUCGUGCGUGACGCAGAUUAGGGAGCGAGCCUGUAAGAUUUAAUUUCAGCUCGUGGUAAUUUUGGUGUUUCAUAGUUUGUUUUACCUGUGUAGACAAUAUUUAACAUUGAUAUAUAUUUUUAAAACGCUUCAAACCGCUAAAAAAGCAAAACCCUUAUGUUUUAUGUACAAACUUUGGCCGAGGAGUUAA